UCAAAAGACUUAGGCAACAAACUCUCCAUUGGUAGACAUAUUUAGAGGAUGUUGCGAUCUACAUAUGUUUAAAGACGUGGCAGUGUCACCAGUGCAACAAUACAAAUCUUGCAUAUAAUCUUUAUUGACAUGUCGUAUUAGUACUGCUAUAGCUUACAUCGCUAAUUUCAAUAAGAAGACAAUGGUUUAUCCCGAAGAACCAUUUUGGGUUCUACCAACGGUCACUGGAUUUUACGAGGACAGAGAUUAUAGAGUGAAUGUGGUAGAAGCCCUACAAGAGUUUUGGCAAAUGAAGCAAUCUCGCGGAGCUGAACUAAAAAACGGAGCUCUUGUUAUUUACGAAUCGAUUCCAGCAAAUAGCCAGCCAUACAUUUGUUUCGUAACGCUGCCAGGAGGCAGUUGUUUCGGAAGCUUUCAAAAUUGUCCAACAAAAGCGGAAGCCAGACGCAGUUCGGCCAAGAUUGCUCUGAUGAACUCGGUAUUCAAUGAACACCCAUCGCGUCGAAUUAGUGACGAAUUUAUACAGAAAGCAGUACAGGAUGCUCGGACUUCCUUUAAAGGAACAACAUCCCAAGUCAACGAGGGCACAGAGUCGGGAAUCGGCGCAUUCAGAUUCAUGCUGGAAGCAAAUAAGGGUAGAACUAUGCUUGAGUUCCAAGAACUUAUGACUGUUUUUCAACUGCUCCACUGGAAUGGUUCCCUCAAGGCAAUGCGCGAACGUCAUUGCUCCAGGCAGGAAGUCGUGGCUCACUAUUCCAACCGCAGUCUGGAUGAUGAGAUGCGCUCACAAAUGGCGUUGGACUGGAUUGCCAGGGAACACGACAGCCCCGGCGUUAUUCGUCGCGAAUUGGUGCUGGCCGAGAGAGAGCUGGAAACCUUUCGCAUGGCUGGACGAGAACUGCGUUUUCCGAAGGAGAAGAAGGACAUACUUAUGAUAGCUCAUAACCAAUUGGGCGGUAGUACCCUCAGUUCGGCUUCCAUUGAUGAUUGAUCGACCAGAAAAUAUUUCAAAUAUGCGUUUACAAACUUUUUAGAUAAAUCAUAUAAUUUCACUUUGA
Drosophila serrata is the source of this 1058-nucleotide messenger RNA. RefSeq names its product Limb expression 1 family member lowfat (gene lft). The record is from RefSeq and is a predicted model, not a curated record. Gene Ontology annotation, cellular component: cytoplasm. NCBI's taxonomy places the organism in Eukaryota, Metazoa, Arthropoda, Insecta, Diptera, Drosophilidae. Gene Ontology annotation, biological process: autophagosome maturation.